Triticum aestivum (bread wheat) is the source of this 794-nucleotide messenger RNA. RefSeq lists its product as uncharacterized. The record is from RefSeq and is a predicted model, not a curated record. Bases 128 to 442 code for a protein of 104 amino acids. NCBI's taxonomy places the organism in Eukaryota, Viridiplantae, Streptophyta, Magnoliopsida, Poales, Poaceae. The transcript is spliced from 3 exons.
CUGCAUAUAAAGUAGGUGCCAACCGCACGGCAAUUUCGUUACAGAGAGCUCCAUCGCUGUUUCAUCCAGAGCCCCGCCAAUAUCUCCAAAAUUCUCCGCAGUCAGGGAAAAGAGUGGUGCUAGAGAGAUGGAUGCCCGCGAUCUGCAGACCAUGAUCCUCAAGACGGCGGUGCCCCUGAUGGCCAUGGUGCUGCUGGUCACGGCGUCGACUGUCUCCAUGGCGCCAUACGACUGUGCCUGCGCCUACCUUCGCGCGUGCUUCGGCAGCAACUACUUCCUGAUGAUCGGCGAGCUCUGCCAGAUCAACCUGGCCCGUCUUCUGGCGAAGGAGGCCGUUCUGGCGCCGACGCUGGCGGCCCGGCGCUACUACGCGGUGGGCGCCGUCGCGUGCUUCAUGGAGCUCGUGCUCAAGCUCUACAUGAUCCUGGUGCUGUGCCCCUAGGCGUGUGAAUGUGCCUGUCCAAGGAUCGAAGAUGGAUACUUUUAGAGUCUCAAGAUGCGCCGUUUUGUUCAGUUAUUACUACUAUAUGUCGUAUGGUGUUUUAGUUUCAAUUCAACUUGCCUGUCUGGAGAUGUUCAUCCUUGGGUAAAAGACUACCUUUUUUAGUACUACUGUAGCAUUUUGUUGUUGUCUUGUUCCGUUGGGGUUUAGACUGUCUGUCUGUUUGUAGCAGCAGCUUCGGAGUUUAGACUGUCUGCAAGAACUUGGACGGGAUUUGAAUUUUUUUAGCUGAAGCCUUGAAGGUUGUAAUGUGUUAUGUGAGCAGCAUUUCUCAUUCUUGACGAGGUAGAGU